AUGGCGGCGACGGUGCCGCCAGCAAACGAUGAGCCGGGCAAAUUCGACCCGCCUGUAGAUCCGGCCGACAGUGAUCUUGAUGCGGAGGGAGAGGAGGAAACCGACUUGUAUGCGAUGGACCAGCAGCUGCAGAAUGCUGUUCACCGAGCAUACACUGGCGAAGCCGACGGCGAUGGCCUGGACGAUGCUGCGAAUGGGGACACAUCGCGCAGCCGUGCCUUGAAUGAAGACGGCGACGCCGAGCCUGGCUACAACGAUUAUGCGGAGCCUGUUGGGGCAGUGAAGCUCCCCGACGGGGAGGCAGCCUCGGAUGAAGAGUAUGCGGAAUCUGAGGCUGGCGAUGCCGACCCGGUAUUCCAACAAAAUAAACGUGAUGCUUCGGAUGUCGACUCAACGGACCAUGAGUCAGAAGCAGAAGACUGGGAGGCGGAGAGUAACGGUCGUGAGGACGCCGAGGCUGAUAUCCGGAGUCGCGCGAACUGUUUAUUUUGCACCCAAGAUGAGGAGCAUGACCCAAGUGAAGAUUUUGAGGAGUGGCUCACCUGCCUAGUUUGUGGUGAUCACUCCCAUCGGCAAUGCGCGCGUGAGCAAGAAGCUUUCAAUGAUUCCGAGGAUCCGUGGCGCUGUCUUAGUUGUAUCAGCAACAACCUGCAACCUGAUCCCAUAGAGCCCGUGGCAGAAACUCAGAGUGAAGUGCCAAAUCUUCCCAAAGAACUGCUGCCUGCACACACUGGCUCGCGCGAUAAACCCUUUCAUACCAUCUUUGACACUGGUGUCAAUGACGAGAUGCUCAACAGUUCUCGAUCGCUCCGAAAGCGUAAGGCUUCUUCCAUUGAGGCUGAAGAACACGUACCCACUCUCCGCAAGCGACUCCGGCGGACUUCUUUCCAUUCUGGGCACCCAGAUCUAAGCGACGCGGCCCUCGAGGGCGGAACUGUUGCUGGCGAUGCUAUCUCGCCUGCUCGGACACGCUCGGUACGCGUCCGACGCACUCGGGCUGUUGACCGAGACCACUGCCGCGUGGUAGCUCAGCAGCCUGGGAAAUUGAUCCUUGGAUUCCGGCUCGAUGAAAGCAAAAUGUCCAAGAUCACAGGUGCACAGAUUCGGCCUCAGCGCAAGAAAAAGAAAGCGCCCAAACCUCCACCCGUGGCGCAAGAGCCUCAGGCACAUUUCGUCCCCCUUCCCCCUGUAUCUUACAACUCCAUCACUCUAUUCGACCGUGAGACCGAUGAUCCCAAAUCCAAGCCAUAUGGAGGCAUACUUUCAGAGGCCGAACAAGACACGUCUAAGACACUCCCAACUCAAUUUGACCGUGACCGGUUUGAGCAGGCUCGCCUGAAGGCCGAAGAGGAGUGGCAGCAGAAGGUAAGAGAAUCGGAGCUCAACGGCGAGGCCACUCCACAUGCAUCGCAAAAAGUCUCAGGCCCACCCUCGAAGAUCAAAUCAAUCAAUUUCGGCGGCUAUGAGAUCGAGACCUGGUACGCCGCGCCCUACCCGGAGGAAUACAGUCGCAACCGAGUUUUGUACAUUUGUGAAUUCUGCCUCAAGUACAUGAAUUCGGACUAUGUCGCCUGGCGUCACAAACUCAAGUGCCCUGCCAAACAUCCUCCGGGUGACGAAAUCUACCGUGAUAAAUCGAUUUCGAUCUUUGAGGUUGAUGGACGAAAAAACCCGGUUUACUGUCAGAACCUCUGCCUCCUUGCGAAGCUUUUCCUUGGCUCCAAAACUCUUUACUACGAUGUCGAGCCCUUCCUUUUCUACGUCAUGACUGAAUUCGAUGAUUUGGGCUGCCAUUUUGUCGGUUACUUCAGCAAAGAAAAACGGCCAAGCUCGGCGAACAAUGUCUCAUGUAUCCUCACUCUCCCCAUUCAUCAGCGCAAAGGCUACGGAAACCUCCUUAUCGACUUUUCAUAUCUUCUCACCCGCAUCGAAGGCAAAAAUGGCUCGCCUGAGAAGCCAUUAUCGGACAUGGGUUUGGUGUCAUAUCGGAACUACUGGCGACUGAUCUUGUCUUACCAACUCCGUGACCUGACUGGCGUGAUCAGCAUCGCAGAUAUCUCCGAUCGAACUGGAAUGACAGCAGAUGAUGUUGUCUCUGCCCUAGAGGGACUUCGAGCGCUGGUUCGGGAUCCUAUCACCAAGACCUACGCCAUUCGUCUCGAUCACAAGUACUACGAGGAGGUCAUCAGUGGCUGGGAAAGCAAGGGCUAUGUUCAGCUCAACCCAGAUGCACUUCUUUGGACGCCUUACAUCAUGGGUCGCAGCAAUCAAACCCACUUUGAUCGGGCUCCCCUCCAUGCCGUCGCUCCUCGUGAUGAUCCUGACGAAGAGGACGAUGAUGAGUUGGGAGGAAAGGCGACUUUGGACGAGGCUAAUACCAUAGCACUCAAUGGGGCAGGCGCAGAUUCCUUUGCGGACUCUGCCGGCCCGCCUUCCACUACAGCCCUCCAGCCCAAUGGCUCUCACCACUCUACGACAGACAACUCCGAACCUCUCACUGUGCCCAACCCCGCAGCGGGUAUUCCUCCCUCUCGGUUUGAACUUUGGCCCCCUGUACCCACCGCGGCGCCUCCUAAGCGCAAACCCGGCCGACCAUCCGGCAGCUUCAAAUUCAACAACGCGUCAAUCACCCCCACUAUCUCCCGCCAAAGUGGUCGUGGCACCCCUCGACGACCCUCCGCUUUGGCAACGCUCACUCCUGGCGGCAGUGUUCGUCGGGGACGGAGCUCCAUUCUCACUGAAUCACCUGCGGCUGAGGUGAUACCCUCCCUGGCCAACGGGAUCGAAUUAAAACAAGACGAAGGUGUCGAAGAAGAGGCAGUGAUUGACGAACCGGUCAAUGACGCCAGCCCUGCUCUUGGUGAAGCCUUGGGCUUGAACGGAAAAGAGCCAAAGGCCACAAGCAGCAACAGCGUCACAGACAAACCAGUUGAGACUAAUGGCGAUGAGUCGGCCAAUGUUUAUGUGGAGCCCUCCGAACCUGAGGCGCCACCCAAAACCCCCGAGAAAAAAAUAAAGAAGCCUUCGCGAUCUCCGGAUACGGCACUCUCCCGUCGUACCAGCGAGAACGCCAGAACUCCUCGGUCGGUCAAUCGCAAAGCCUUGGUCGAAAAAGUUCAAGUUGUGAUCCCCGCCGAGCCGGGCUCUGCCUCCAAGUCACCAGGCAACGGCGCAAAAGAGAUUCCAGCAACGAAUGGCAUUGGCGCAGAUGAGGAUGCCGAUGCUGAUGCCGACGCCGACGCUGAAUAUGACGCCGAGUACGAAGUUGACGGGGAUGUCGCGAUGCAAACAUGA
Molecule: messenger RNA, 3294 nt
Organism: Penicillium olsonii
Lineage: Eukaryota; Fungi; Ascomycota; Eurotiomycetes; Eurotiales; Aspergillaceae
Source: the annotation of a GenBank genome assembly